AUGUGUUUUUGUUGUGAUGGCAAGCCAUCUGCAGGUAUCUAUGGAUUUGGGAAUAGUGCACGAGAAAAACCAUUCCGAAAAAUUACUUAUGGUUUGAAGUUAUUUGAGGAAAAACUGGAAUUUCUUAAUCACAAAGAUGCUAAUGAACAGUUGUUAUGUGCGCAGUUCCUGCAGAUUUUAACCGACACCACCAGAAUGAAGCUACCCAUUACCGAGAGUGUCCUGCAACCUGAGAAAGAGGCCCAACAUAGCUAUUUUUUUCACAUGAGCAGUUUCACAGCAUUUUGCUGA
Gongylonema pulchrum is the source of this 291-nucleotide messenger RNA. The record is from the annotation of a GenBank genome assembly. NCBI's taxonomy places the organism in Eukaryota, Metazoa, Nematoda, Chromadorea, Rhabditida, Gongylonematidae.